AUGGCCAGACAGAACUUCGUAGGGUUAGUCGUUUCCCAAGGUAAAAUGUCCAAGACCGUUAAGGUCAGAGUUCAAGGAAAAAUCUAUGAUCGUAGAAUUGAUAAAGAAGUUAUAACCAGAAAAGAUUUCUUAGUUCAUGAUGAAGGUGAGAUUUGUAAAGAAGGAGAUAUUGUUCGUAUUGAACAUUUAAUACCCAAAAUCUCCAAACGUAAAGCAUAUGCUAUUGCCGAGAUUAAAGUCAAUAAGGGGCAACAAUUUGAAUUAUAUGAUUCUAUGGCAAAGACAAGAUUACAACAAGAGAAUAAAUCAAAAGUACAAGAUUUCGUUAAACAAAAGGAAGUAUUCCAAAAGACAGUAAAUCAAUUAGAAGAUUUAAGGAAAUUGGAUCAACUUGUUAGUAAAGCUCAAGAAAUUGCUAAUAAACAAUUUGAAGAAGGUGCUUCUUCUACCACUGGAGAAGACCAAGAGAAGUUAUUAAAAGAGAUUGAAGCUAUUAAAGUAAAGUAUAAUAUCACUUCAUAUCCAACUCCACAAGAAAUUGUUAAAUUGGAAAUUAAUCAAUUAGAUAAAAGUAUUAAGGGGGAUGAAUUCCUUAAAAGAAGUCAAAAUAUUCAAUUCAUAUUGUCAGAAUUAAUGAAUAAUGAUAAAUAUGCUUCAUUUAGACAUAAAGUAUUAAAUGCUAAGGGUAAGAAUAAUGGUAAUAAUAAAGAUGAAAAACAUAUUGUAAAGAAUAUAUUAAGAAAAUAUGUAUUGAAUACUAAAAAUGAAUGUCCUGUUCCUUUAGAGAAUUGA
Molecule: messenger RNA, 792 nt
Organism: Hemisphaericaspora subhashii
Lineage: Eukaryota; Fungi; Ascomycota; Pichiomycetes; Serinales; Debaryomycetaceae
Product: mitochondrial 37S ribosomal protein uS17m
Exons: 1
Coding region: 1-792 (263 amino acids)
Biological process (GO): translation
Cellular component (GO): mitochondrion; ribosome
Molecular function (GO): structural constituent of ribosome
Source: RefSeq, a predicted model, not a curated record